GACAGCAAUGGCUGCGUUCGCUGCUGCACGGAGUAGCCGUGGUGUGCUAUCCGCAAUAAAAGCUUCUUUUAACACAUUUGCAAAUGUGAAACAUGGCUUGGCUGUGGCUCCUAUUGCACAGUCGCACUUGCUGCAGCAUGCGAGGUGGUAUUCUGUCAGUCAUCUCUCCGUUCAUGAAAGAAUAGACAGAAAGAGGAAUGCUGCACUCGUAGGAGGAGGUCAGAAGAGAAUCGACGCUCAACACAAAAGGGGAAAGCUGACCGCCAGAGAACGUGUUGAGCUCCUGUUGGACCCAGACUCGUUUGUGGAGUAUGACAUGUUUGUGGAACAUCGCUGCUCUGACUUCGGCAUGGAAGAGGACCACAACAAGUUUCCAGGUGACAGUGUGGUGACCGGACAAGGGAGGAUCAAUGGGAGGCUGGUGUAUGUCUUCAGUCAGGACUUCACAGUAUUUGGAGGCAGUCUCUCUGGGGCUCACGCACAGAAGAUCUGUAAGAUCAUGGACCAGGCCAUGAUGGUAGGUGCUCCGGUCAUUGGUCUGAACGACUCGGGCGGAGCCAGGAUCCAGGAGGGGGUGGAGUCUCUUGCUGGAUAUGCUGACAUUUUCCUGAGGAACGUGCUGGCUUCAGGUGUGGUCCCUCAGAUCUCACUCAUCAUGGGUCCCUGUGCUGGAGGAGCCGUCUACUCUCCUGCCCUCACUGACUUCACCUUCAUGGUCAAGGACACGUCGUACCUGUUCAUCACAGGCCCUGAUGUAGUGAAGUCGGUCACCAACGAAGAUGUCACUCAGGAAGAACUGGGAGGAGCUAAAACGCACACUGCCGUGUCAGGGGUCGCCCACCGUGCUUUUGAGAACGACAUCGAUGCCCUGCUCAACCUACGAGACUUCUUUAACUUCCUUCCUCUGAGUAACCGGGACCCCGCCCCUGUUACUGAGUGCCAGGACCCCAGUGAUCGUCUGGUUCCUGGUCUGGACACAGUCGUUCCAUUUGAGACCACUAAGGCCUAUGACAUGUUGGACAUCAUCCAGGGGGUUGUGGAUGAGAGGGAGUUCUUUGAGAUCAUGCCCAACUAUGCUAAAAACAUUGUAGUGGGAUUUGCUCGCAUGAACGGACGAACUGUAGGCAUUGUGGGUAAUCAACCCAAAGUAGCUUCUGGCUGUCUGGACAUUAACUCGUCAGUGAAGGGAGCUCGCUUUGUCCGUUUCUGCGACGCUUUCAACAUUCCCAUCAUCACCUUUGUUGAUGUGCCAGGCUUCUUACCAGGUACUUCUCAGGAGUACGGAGGCAUCAUCAGACAUGGAGCCAAGCUACUUUUUGCCUUUGCCGAGGCCACCGUGCCCAAGAUCACCAUCAUCACCAGGAAGGCUUAUGGAGGAGCGUAUGAUGUCAUGAGCUCCAAGCACCUGAGGGGAGACGUGAACUACGCCUGGCCGUCUGCUGAGGUUGCCGUGAUGGGAGCCAAGGGCGCUGUCCAAAUCAUCUUCAGGGGGAAGACCAACCAAGCAGAGCAGGAGGCUGAAUACGUUGAGAAGUUUGCCAACCCUUUCCCUGCUGCUGUCAGAGGAUUUGUGGAUGACAUCAUUGUGCCGUCGACCACCCGGAAGAGGAUCUGCAGGGACCUGGAAGUUCUGGCCUCCAAGAAACAGACAAACCCAUGGAAGAAACACGCCAACAUCCCUCUCUAA
Esox lucius (northern pike) is the source of this 1687-nucleotide messenger RNA. RefSeq names its product propionyl-CoA carboxylase subunit beta (gene pccb). Bases 8 to 1687 code for a protein of 559 amino acids. NCBI's taxonomy places the organism in Eukaryota, Metazoa, Chordata, Actinopteri, Esociformes, Esocidae. Gene Ontology annotation, cellular component: mitochondrion. The transcript is spliced from 13 exons. The record is from RefSeq and is a predicted model, not a curated record. Gene Ontology annotation, molecular function: propionyl-CoA carboxylase activity.